AUGCACCGCUAUACCGCAGGCACGCCGUGCCCUGCACCUAACCCAUCGUUUCCAAGUGGAUACUACGACUACGGACGCCCAGCAUCGAGCUACGCGCCCAGCUAUGCCACCGACGACACGACGGCCAACAUUGAGUACACAACAGAGCUGAAGGCCAGUCUGCGCACUGCGAAGCCGCGUCGGCCGACGCGCAACAUGCACAAGCCGGCAUUCAACCCGUCGCUCGACAUUUUCGAGGACGUCGCGCAAGAAGAGGAGCAGCAGCAGCUGGCAGCGGUUGAGACGAAAAGAAGGAGUCGCGCGUCCAUCAUGCCCGAGGGCUCGAGGAUUAAGAGGACCACGAUGCUAGCACACCCAGCACAACGCAUACCGAAACCCGCACCGCCUGUCCAGGAAGCGCAGCCUCUCAAGCCACAGCGGAGACGCGUCUCCCACAUGCUUGCGGAGAGACAGGGCGGCGAUGUCAACGCGACUGUGCAGCUGCAGGAGGACAUACUCGAACAGCGCGAGCUCCGAAAGCAGGCGCCUAAGAAAGACCCGCGCCGAAGAACCAUAUACGUACCGUCCGACGACACGACCGUUAUGACCAUACACCCAGGCCAAUCGACGCAUGCGACGCGCAACCCCCGGCAGAACUCCCCAGACAUUGGCCUAGACUUGGUCACCCUCUCAGAGGAGGAGGGUAAGCUAGUUCCUGCACUGAAGAAGGAACGUAAGCUUCCCAGGAAAUCAUUAGCUGCACCACCCAAACGCGGACCCUUGAUCUCGACGACGCGCUCGCUACAAAGCGUGUCGUUCUGCAGCGACGUGAUUGGAUCAGGGAGCGGAAAGGAGAACCUACCACCCGGCGUGGAGAUUGUAGAGAAGAAGGGAACCGGCACCAUUAUCGAGCUCAACUUCCCCAAGGCCGACCCCGAGAAAUCGGCCAUGAAAGCGCCUCCGCGAGUCCACUUCAACACCACCAAGAGCGCCCCUAAGAGCACCACCAACUCGCAAACUAAGACGAAACUCACAGGCUCCCAGAAGCGUUCACGACCACAAUCCGCUUACGACAGCUCGCCCGCAAAGUCGCUCAAAGCUAGAGCGGAUGCCACGGCUUCGAGCAGAGCAGCUCUGAAAGAGACCAUCAAGGCUGCGAAAGCCAAGGCCUCGAGGCCAAGCCGCACCCCGUUGUCGUCUUCUUCUCCAUUCCACACCAGCAGAUCACCUCCGACCGCCUUGCGCCGCCAGAGGGUAGAAAGAGCAGCUCCUGCAGUCAGCAUGAUGCACAUUGUUGGACAGAAGCCUGAGAAGAAGGAGAAAUACCCUGUGCUUACAGAAGACCUCACCCGCUCGACCAUGUACGAGGACAGCUGGCUCACCUACCAAGAAGUUGCAAUCACUCAGCUCCUGAACUCGGUCUUCGACUCAGCAAGCAGUGAUCCCAAUGCCGAACAGAGUCCCGAGGACUUGAGGAAGAAGAUGCUUGCGCUGUAUCAUGAACCCUCGAUGCCACCGCUGCACAAGCGGCUGCAGGCUUCUCUGCAGUACGGCGCGUUGAGCAUACCCAAAGAUCUUCUUGCCCAGACCCUGCGACUCAAGGACGACGUCGGGCUGCGCAAGAAGUUCCUGAACUUGUGGACGAAGACGUACGAUCUCAAUGCACUACGCGCUGCAGCGGAGACCGUCAUCGGGAGACAAAUCAACACGCCCUGCCGAUUGUCGACUGGCUCCACCAGCUCCGAUGAUGGAUCGCGCAUGUUCCGCGCCGAGCGACGUGCGAUUGAAAAGUUCCUGGACGCAUUCUUGAUCAAGAACGAGGACGCUGUUCGCGUCAAGUCAGGCGCAGGAAGCAUUGCAAGCAUCGCUCGAGGUGACGACGACUUUGGUUCUCAAGCAUGGUCAUGGAGGCGCACAGCUCUUCGCAGCUUGAUGCUUGCGUUGUUACUUGACAAGUCCAAGACAACUGAGAUCCUUCCUGGAUGUCUGUUUCAGACGACCUCGCCCCACAAGACGUCUGUCGAGGUGCUUCACCAGCUUUCGCACCUGUUGCUUCCAUCGCUUGGCGAUAUAACUCGACCUUUAGGCCACCUGAGCUACAAGGUGGAGCACGCUCAGUAUCCGCUCCAGGAGUACACCUACCACAUCGACAACAUCGCAGUCGACUUGCGCGAUGGCAUCGUUCUGACUCGUCUGGUCGAGCUACUUGUAUACCCAUCUUCAAGAAUGACCGAGGAGGAAGACCAGACAAUCACCGUUUCUAUGCCUACCGGUGAGCUCUUGAAAAGUGACUGCAACGACAAGGAAAGCUGGGUGUUGUCACAACAUCUCAAGUACCCAGCUAUUGGCCGACCACAGAAGGUAUAUAACGUCCAGAUCGCCCUUUCAGCCCUUGAGGGCGCGCCUGGUAUCCCACGCCACGCCUUCGACGCGAUCAAAGCAGACGACAUCGUCGAUGGCCACCGCGAGAACACACUCAGCCUUUUGUGGUCGCUGGUCGGCAAGUGUGGUCUCGGUAACCUUGUCGACUGGCCACAAAUCGUGAAGGAGACAGAGCGAUUCCGGGAGCAAUGGUACCGCAACCGUGACAACUUUGAAGAGCGGGAUCUCGAUUCCGACGCGGACGACGCGACCGCCGAGAUUGCCGGACUGGAAUAUCAUAAGCGCCUCCUGCUUUCAUGGUCCCGCUCCAUUGCUCGCCUGCACGGAAUCCGCGUUGCAAAUCUCACAACUUCGUUUGCAGACCCGAAAGUCCUGGAAGUCAUCGUCGACACUUAUCUUCCCUCGUCUAUUGCAACAACCAUGGAACACGGCAGACUGGGCUUAGCAGCAAAACUGAGAGCAGUCGGUUGUUCCACCUCUUUCAUAUCGCUUUUCACACCGCAACACGCAUCCGCGCGCUCGAUUCCGUCGCGAGACUUCACGCUCCUCACGCUCUCGUUCCUGGCUUCGCGUCUUCUCCCACUCAGCCUCACGCACCGCGCUGCAUCGACUAUUCAAGCCGCGUUCCGUCGUCAUCUAUCGCGAAGGAAGAUUAGCCAACGCAUCGCCUUGAUGAAGAUGGCUCAUGAAUGUGCUGUGGUUGCGCAGACCAGAGAGCGUCUUUUCAAUGCUGCUACUGUAAUUCAAGUACGCUGGAAGGGCAUCUUGGAAGCCCGGAAUAAACAGCUGGAGAGCGAUGUUCUGGCGUUCCAGGCUCUCGCAAGGGGGUGGGCGAUUCGACGAUGGGUGAGGAGAAUCACAGCCGGAAGGGUUGGAGGGAAGGAGAAGAUUCGCAGAGUUAGGGGAGGAUGGUAG
Molecule: messenger RNA, 3276 nt
Organism: Parastagonospora nodorum SN15
Lineage: Eukaryota; Fungi; Ascomycota; Dothideomycetes; Pleosporales; Phaeosphaeriaceae
Exons: 1
Coding region: 1-3276 (1091 amino acids)
Biological process (GO): spindle organization; mitotic cell cycle; establishment of meiotic spindle localization
Cellular component (GO): spindle pole
Molecular function (GO): protein binding
Source: RefSeq, a predicted model, not a curated record